UCCUGACCAACAUUAUAGCAAGCAGAGCGUUGUUCUGGUUGCUGUGUUGUGAUUUAAAAAAAAUUUUGUUGACAAGAGGAGCUUUAUGGAUAUAAGGCCCUCUUGACUAUUUAUUUGUCUAUUGCAGAAUUUACAUAUUAUAAUGCUAUUAAUUCCAUUCAAUUUUCUGUUUGCACAGAUUAUUAAUGUCCAUGCCCUGUUAUGCUUUUCAUUUUCAAACUUUGCUCUGACUUGUAUUUAAUUGUGGUGCUGACUGCAGGGCAUGAUGAUGCAUUGGACAGAAAACUACAUUUGAUCAAAUAAUUGUGUUUGGAUUACAUAUAAUGAUGUGUUUGGAUCACUUAUGAUAAUAAUUCUGCUGGUACAAAGCUCGGGAAUGGGUUGUACAUGCACGCUAAUAAGGUCAGAGUUAAGUACGUGCGACGGAGCUUCCCGAAACACGUUCCUCGCAGAGAUACGGUCGAAUGGGCCUAUCAGAAGCCUCGUUUCAUGGUAGGUACCCGGAUGUACCCGUGGGGCAAUUAGCUACGUCAUUGUUCACCGCCGGACACCCGCUGGAAAUAAGGAAUGGAUUUAAAACUGGUAUUAACGUAUUCAUAACAGAUUACAGCUAUGAACAAUGACCAUAGUUGACAGAUCUUCAGAAAAGUCUGACCACGAGUCAGUCGGAUUUAACCGAUCCUCCUUCACAAGUGGAGACGUGGGGAUGGACGGCAGUUGUUCCAGCAGUUGGGCAGUGGGUCCCACUAUGCCCAGUGACUCGCCGAGGCUAAAGUCUCCUGGAAGCUGCCUUGGUCCUACCCCUGGUGCUGCUGUCUACAACAGUACGCCCUCUUCUGUGGACCGGCCCAAAGACCAAGUUAUAGGCAGUGGGGAUGGAAUUGACCUCCCCCAGAAGGUCCUUUUCCCUCCUGAACGGCUCAGUCUGAAGUGGACCCAGGUUCAUCGCGUUGGUGCUGGCCUGCAGAACAUGGGGAACACAUGCUUCCUCAACUCAGCACUGCAGUGCCUCACCUACACGGCUCCAUUAGCCAACUACAUGAUGACACGGGAACACUCCAAAACAUGUCAUGAGCCAGGGUUCUGUAUGAUGUGCACCAUGCAAAACCACAUCAUUCAGGUUUUUGCCAACUCUGGGAAUGUCAUUAAGCCGAUCGGUGUCCUCAAUGAGCUCAAAAGAAUCGCAAAACACUUUCGCUAUGGAAGCCAGGAGGAUGCACACGAGUUCCUGCGGUACACAGUGGACGCUAUGCAAAAGUCCUGCUUACCUGGAACCAAAUUGGACAGGCAAACGCAGGCAACCACUUUCAUCCAUCAAGUAUUUGGCGGGUACCUUAGGUCCAGAGUGAAGUGUUUAAACUGCAAAGCUGUCUCCGAUACUUUUGACCCUUUUCUGGAUAUUACGUUGGAAAUUAAGACGGCUCCCACUGUUCCCAAAGCUCUGGAGCAGUUUGUCAAGCCAGAGCAACUGGAUGGUGAAAAUGCCUACAAAUGCACAAAGUGCAAAAAAAUGGUUACAGCCUCAAAGAGAUUUACAAUCCAUCGCAGCCCUAACGUGCUCACUCUUGCACUCAAACGAUUUGCAAACUUUACUGGAGGAAAAAUCACUAAGGAUGUGAAAUAUCCAGAGUACCUGGACUUGCGACCCUUCAUGUCUCAAUCUCAAGGGGAGGCCCAGCUCUACGGUCUCUUCGCUGUACUGGUUCACUCUGGGUUCAGUUGUCAUGCUGGACACUACUACUGCUAUGUGAAGGCCAGCAACGGUCAGUGGUAUCAGAUGAACGAUUCUUCCGUGUCUGUGAGCGAUAUCCGGUCUGUUCUUAACCAGCAGGCCUAUAUUCUUUUUUACAUUAGAUCCUCUGAUGUGAAAAGAGCUGGGGAUUACACCAACUUGAGCCAUAACCCGGGCAUCUCUGGUCAGUCAUCUCCACGUCCGGUGGUGACACCACGCAUCAACACCAUCGCCCACCACAACAUUGGUUUCAUAGGUCCCCAGCUCCCACCUCACAUGACCAAGGGUACUCUCCAUGUUAAUGGGAAUGGAUCUCUGCGAGAGUAUUCCUCCAACUCAAAGGCCAGCUCCAGCAGUAGUGCGGUGGGUAAAGCCGGUAAUGGAAUGGCUUCCUCUUCCAUCUCCCACUCAGUCAGUAGACCCACGAUGAUCCCAGAUCAAGACAAACGACAAAAGCUUUCAUUUUUUAUUGGACAAAGCAAACAGAACCGACCAUCAGCUUACAGUCAGCCGCCCUCUGCAAGCAGCUCCUCCUCCAGCUCUUCAUCCUCCUCACAGUCUACCUCAGACAUCCACUCAGAUGUUCGCUUUGUUCCACGUCAGCUUAACCAUGUUAAUGGCACGUCUUGCAGUAACGGUGACCACUCCAAAGGUGGUAAUGGAGCAUCUUUCCUGGUUCCGUACAGCCAGGAGUCCUCAGAAGAAUCAGACCAGGAGAACUGUGGCACUUUGGAUAAUACGUUCUUAUCCAAGUCUCAAUCUAAGGGAAGUAAUGUCACAGUCAGUUUCUGUGCCACUUCUCCAAAAACCACUAAUGGGGAGUCAGGAGUACACCAUAAUGGUAAUGAAUUAAACGGACCAACCUCUGGAGUAUCCAAGUCUAACCAAAAUGGACACUAUUAUGGACACCACAAAGUGAAUGGACACAACAACCCUGAGAAGAUCUCCAGCGGUCAUGGCACUUCAUCCUCUGUCACAGCUGUUGUUAAUGGACUAGGCACUGACCACAGUCAACCAAAUAAAGAGGCACAUGAAUCUGCCUCAUCCCAGACCAGUUCUUCUCAGACCAUUCAUCCUGCUGCUAAUGAAAGCGACACAAGGGCUAAAACUCUGUCUGAACCCCUGCCUCACCAUACAUCAACCUCUGCUGUUACCUCUUCACCUCCAGCUACUGCUACUAAGACUUGCUCUGCUGCAUCCAGAGAAUCUGCUUCUUCUGGGCAUCAUGUCAAACCUGAGGCCUUAUCCUUGGAGUCAGAGUGCUCGCAGAGCACCAGUGGAAUAUCUUCAGCUCUACAGAAUGUUACCAAAUGUGUAGAUGAAGAUAAAGAUUCCUCACAGACCAAUGGUCCAUCAGAAGGAACUGAAGGACAUAAAGAAAACAAGGAGCAGUACAUGUCCAAGCCUUUUUCUAGAGGCAAUGAAAGGCGAGCUUCUCGAGAUGGGGAGAGAAGCAGACUGUACUCUGAUCAUAGCAGGGACCGGGAGAUGCACUACAGGGACAGGAGUCAGAUCCGAGAAAGUAACAGUGACCGUCAUCGAUUCAGACAAGACCACCGAAAUCACUAUCGUUCAUGCAAAGAUCGUUUGCCCCCUGAACGUAACUACAAGGACUGGGAGCCUGAGCGUCAUCGUGACCGAAGGGAGCACGACCGUGACAGACGCUCUUACCAUUACAGCCAGUACUACCAGCGAUCUUAUGUGGAUCAUGAGCAGAAGGGAUACAGUGGAAGGGAGGAGUUUUACAGUCGUGGGAGGUGGCAGCAGGACAGUCAAGAAUCCCGCGCAAUGAAGGAAAAGAGGAGUGCCUGGGAGAGAGACUAUUACCGCUCAAAAGAGAGGAUUUCGUCCCCUGCUGCAGAAAAAAAACAGGUCCAAGGGCUCUCCCCCAUGGGCUCGCCUGUCCAGUUUUGACUCUGCUCCUAAAAGGGAGGAUCAGAGUCACAGGAGGACUACUGAUCACCUGAGAAAGGAGCGAGAUGAUAGCUCUGAGGCCCACCGCUCUAAGAAACACAAAAAAAGCAAGAAAAAGAAGAAGUCAAAAGAUAAAUACAAGCACCAUGAGAGCGGAAGCUCCGACAUGGAUUCAGACCGAGCCAUCGAAACAAGAAAGAAAAAGAAGAAGAGGCGGCACAGGGACAGUGAUCCCGAGCACCGUAGCCCAGAUGCAGCUCUGAGCCACAAGAACAGAAGCAGUGAAGAAAAGGAGAGCCGUAAACGACUUUACUCUGACUGUAAAGACUCUGAACAUGACGAUGGCUUUCCAUCUGAAAAACGUCACCGCACAGACUACAGUGACAGCAGCAGGGACCAUCUACACCCCCCACGUCACACCCCACCCUCAAACGGUUCAGCUCACCACCAUCACAAUGGAUACACAGGAAACGGUUACAGCCGAACCAAUGGCAACUCCCAUUGAUCCUCCAGUGGCCUCCAACAGUGACUCUCCCCAUCUACACCAUUUUAACAACAGCAGAGGAAUGAAAUCAAGUUUUUAUAGUGGUGCUUCUUCAUAGGGAAUAUAUAGAAUUUUUACCACAACUAAAAUGUUUUUAAAUGUGCAAAAAUACCUUUUUUUUUUUUCCCUGCAUUUUUUACGGUGUUGAUUGAUUUGCCGUAAAUCUCCUUACUGUUGUCAAUAACUGUCACCUAUUGAACAAUUAAGAUGAAAAAAGUAAUAUGAGAGCCAGAAACAUGUCAGCUGCUGCUCAGUGGAACUCAGGACUUGAAAACUUGUCGACAUCAGUUUUCCACCUGCUUCAAACAAGAAUGAAACAAAAAGGAGAAUAAUUAAAAAGCAUCAUGUUUGUUAAAAAGUGUAAGAUAUCAUAUAUACAGAGUUGCAAUGUUUUUGAGGGUUUUUUUGUUUUUGAUCUCACUGGGUGCGGUCAAACUAACAGAGGAGAUAUUUAUGAAUGAGAUGGAUGAGUGCAGUGGUGGAGGCAAGACUUAGCUGGCUUAUACCUCCAUGUUAACCCUGGACAGACUUGAGAACAUUUCUCAGCUUUUUUUUUCUUUGUGCGCUCUUUGUUUCCAUUUCCCUCUGAAGCUCAAGACUCUCACAUCAACUCUGUCAUCUGAAAACGUGUUAAUGAGGUCUCCUUCUGGAUCAUUCUUCUUUCUCCCGUCCUUUUCAUUUAAAACCUUCAAAAAGAAAAGCAUCUGAUUUUUUCUUUUUUUAAACAUGGCUGUGGACCAUUUUUGUUUGCUUGUGUCCUCUAGCAUCAUUAAAAAAUACUGUGAAUUUCAUUUAAAACUGUAUUAUCAGUUGUUUUUAUAUGUAAAAAUCCUGUAUCAGGAUUCUCAUGUUUGUUUUUAAAUGGGUUUGCUUUUUCGGGGGGGGGGGGGUCUUUUUCAACUUCAGAACAAAGUUGAGAAAACUGCUGUUAUACCUUUUUAGUUUAGCAUGUCUGAAUUUAUACAUUGUAUAAGGUAAACGCCUUAAAGUACAUUUGGUAAUGUCAGAAAUUGUAAUUUGUUCUUGUAUCUUGUUUACAAGCUGUGUUGAAAUGAAUGAAAGAUUCUGAUUGAGAUGUGGGGGAUUUUUUUUGUUUUUUUUUACUUUGUAUUAUAGAGAAUUGACUGUAUUCAGGCCUCUUGCUGAGCAAACUUUCUUCAUCAGUUAAAUUAUAAUGUAGAACAUUA
Messenger RNA from Melanotaenia boesemani (Boeseman's rainbowfish), 5377 nucleotides. It is a transcript of the gene usp42, whose product is annotated as ubiquitin specific peptidase 42. The record is from RefSeq and is a predicted model, not a curated record. Gene Ontology annotation, molecular function: cysteine-type deubiquitinase activity; cysteine-type endopeptidase activity. The transcript is spliced from 18 exons. The coding region runs from base 620 to 3646 and encodes 1008 amino acids. Gene Ontology annotation, biological process: regulation of apoptotic process; protein deubiquitination. NCBI's taxonomy places the organism in Eukaryota, Metazoa, Chordata, Actinopteri, Atheriniformes, Melanotaeniidae. Gene Ontology annotation, cellular component: nucleus; cytosol.